This is a messenger RNA of Anarrhichthys ocellatus (wolf-eel), 365 nucleotides long. Its product is annotated as arrestin red cell-like. Gene Ontology annotation, biological process: signal transduction; positive regulation of ERK1 and ERK2 cascade; G protein-coupled receptor internalization. The coding region runs from base 1 to 339 and encodes 112 amino acids. The transcript has 5 exons. Gene Ontology annotation, cellular component: cytoplasm. Gene Ontology annotation, molecular function: angiotensin receptor binding. The record is from RefSeq and is a predicted model, not a curated record. Lineage: Eukaryota; Metazoa; Chordata; Actinopteri; Perciformes; Anarhichadidae.
AUGUUUGAUGUGACGGUGUACCUGGGAAAGAGAGACUUCGUGGAUCACCUGGACCACGUGGACCCAGUAGAUGGAGUGAUCCUCGUGGACCCCGAGUACCUGAAAGACAGGAAAGUCUUCGUCACACUCACCUGUGCGUUUCGGUACGGCCGUGAGGACCUGGACGUCCUGGGUCUGUCCUUCAGGAAGGAUCUCUACAUCUCCACCUUCCAGGCCUUCCCUCCAGUGCCUGAAGAGAAGAAACCCAACAGUCGGCUGCAGGAGAGGCUGCUGAAGAAACUGGGCCAGCAUGCUCACCCGUUCUACUUCACUGUGAGUCUGGGCUCUAAUAGACGCUAGUGAUCUGGACACUAAUAAACGCUAGU